AUGCAUCGGCUCCUCACCUUUUUCUGCCUCCUGACAGUCACAGCGUCACAGGACAGUGGCAAGGUCGUAGGUGGGGAGGAGUGUCGCCCCCACUCCCAGCCAUGGCAGGCAGCGCUCUUCGAAGGGAGUCGCUUCAACUGCGGGGCUUCCCUCAUCUCCAGCCAGUGGCUGCUUACCGCUGCCCACUGCAUCACCGGCAAUAUGCGGGUCCGGCUCGGAGAGCACAACCUCCGCGUGUGGGAAGGCGUGGAGCAGCUGAGGGGCGUGGCCUAUGCUUUCCCCCACCCUCGCUACAAGAAUCGUGGCCACCACGAUGACAUCAUGCUCCUCCGCUUGACCCGACCGGCCAGUCUGUCGAGCAGCGUCCGGCCGGUGGCCCUGCCCACCCGCUGCCCCCGUCAUGGGGAACAGUGCGUGGUCUCCGGCUGGGGCCUGGUGGCCGAAACCAAGGACGGGGGCCGGAGAGACCAGGGAGACCGAGCUGCUGUGCCCACAGUGAAGCUCCCAGACACUCUGCACUGCGCUAACAUCAGCAUCAUAUCAACUGCUUCCUGUGACAAAGACUAUCGUGGGCAGGUGACAGAUACCAUGGUGUGCGCUGGUGUUGCGGGAGGAGGCACCGACUCAUGCGAGGGUGACUCAGGAGGCCCUCUGGUCUGUGGGGGAAUGCUGCAGGGUAUUGUCUCAUGGGGUGAUGUCCCUUGUGAUACCACUGCCAAGCCAGGGGUCUACACCAAAGUAUGCAAAUACUUGGGUUGGAUUCGGGACGUAAUGAAGAAGUAUUGA
Trichosurus vulpecula (common brushtail) is the source of this 786-nucleotide messenger RNA. Its product is annotated as kallikrein-15-like. The coding region runs from base 1 to 786 and encodes 261 amino acids. The transcript has 5 exons. Lineage: Eukaryota; Metazoa; Chordata; Mammalia; Diprotodontia; Phalangeridae. The record is from RefSeq and is a predicted model, not a curated record. Gene Ontology annotation, molecular function: serine-type endopeptidase activity. Gene Ontology annotation, biological process: proteolysis.